Messenger RNA from Ilex paraguariensis (yerba mate), 476 nucleotides. NCBI's taxonomy places the organism in Eukaryota, Viridiplantae, Streptophyta, Magnoliopsida, Aquifoliales, Aquifoliaceae. The record is from the annotation of a GenBank genome assembly.
CACAGAGAUUCCCCGAAAAGAUAAAAUAGAUGAGAUCAGAUUGGAUUAGUGAUGUACUAGGGUAUUGCGUCUCUCCGUCGCGUCUCUCUCUCGCUCUCUCUGGUAUAGCGUCUUCCCGUCGUCUGUUUGAGUCUCAUUAAGAGAGGUGGUGAGUUGGAAUCGUUGAAGCAAUGGAUGGUACUGAAGAAUUAGCUUACAAACCGCCGCCGGAAUUUCAGGAGGAUACAAAGGAGUCACUAGUUGAUCUUAAUCUAACCGACUCGACUGAACUUUGGCUUAUCCAAUGGCCGAUUAAUCAUCCUCCUGAUUUUGAUGAUCAAGAAGUUUCACUGAAUCUUCAUCAAAAUGGACUAUUGGGCACUUUUGCUGGUUCAUCUGGAAAGUCAUAUGACGUGGUCAGUUUCACAGCCCAAACUCCAGACGCAACAGUGUUCUUACCUUCUUCCACGGACUCAAAAAUUGGCAAUGCCCUAUAG